AUGUUAAAGAAAGGUUCGAGAAGAGCAGGCUCGUCAAGAGGAGGGCGGAUUUUCUCUGAAGAGAAUAGCGUGCAUAAAUUUAGCAGAAUCAAGAACACAAACCUUCUUAAUGACGACGAUGGCAUUUUCAAUGCAAGAAAUAGCCCAGAUCAAAUUUUUAAUAAUUCCAACUUGAGUCCGCCUUAUAAUGAUCCUUCUUCUGCCUCUCCAAUGGAAAAGUCUCCAUGGUCCUCUCAGAGGAACAUCAACAUUGCUUUUGAAGACAAUGGUGACGAUUUAUCUCCUAAUGUGCUGAUGGGGUCAUUAGUACGCGAAGAGGGUCAUAUUUAUUCAUUGGCUGCAUCUGGUGAUCUUCUGUAUACAGGUUCUGAUAGCAAGAAUAUAAGGGUUUGGAAAAAUCAGAGGGAGUUUUCGGGGUUUAAAUCGAAUAGUGGAUUGGUUAAAGCAAUUGUGAUUUCUGGUGAAAGAAUAUUUACAGGCCAUCAAGAUGGGAAAGUAAGGGUAUGGAAGAUAUCUUCCAAGGAUCCAACUGUUCAUAAACGUCUAGGGACCUUGCCAACUAUGAAGGAUUACUUCAAGAACUCGAUGAAAACAAGCAACUUUGUUGAAGCUAGACGCCAUAAGAAUGCGGUAUGGUUCAAACAUUACGAUGCCAUUUCAUGUCUUAGCUUGAGCGAAGAUAAGACAUUUCUUUAUUCAUCAUCAUGGGACAAGACUUUUAAAGUUUGGAGAAUAUCCAAUUCCAGAUGCCUUGAAUCAGUCAUUGCUCAUGAUGAUGCUGUUAAUUCAAUCGUUGCCGGAUACGAUGGCCUAGUCUUCACAGGAGCGGCAGAUGGAACUGUCAAGGUUUGGAGGAGAGAAUUACAAGGGAAAGGAACCAAACAUUUCUUUUCACAAACGUUGUUGAAACAAGAAUGUGCCGUUACGGCUGUGGCGGUUAAUCCUGAUGCCACCGUUGUCUACUGUGGCUCAUCAGAUGGGCUUGUUAACUUCUGGGAACGUGAAAAGCAUAUGUCUCACGGUGGUGUUUUGAGAGGUCACAAAUUGGCUGUUCUAUGCUUAGUUACAGCAGGGAACCUUGUGUUUAGUGGCUCGGCUGAUAUGGGAAUAUGUGUGUGGAGGAAGAUGGGAAGUGAUCACAUAUGUUUGUCAUUGUUAACAGGCCAUAAUGGACCUGUUAAGUGCUUGGCAGCAGAGAAAGAACAUGAAUCUGCGUCGACGAACGAAAGGCGAUGGAUUUUGUACAGUGGUAGUCUCGAUAAGUCUGUGAAGAUGUGGAGAGUGUCUGAAAACGCACCUCCAAUGGCAUGGAAAGGAUGUGCUAGUAGUGCUCCUACCGCCAUGCCAAGCUCAAUGCCAGCAGCUCCAAGCUUCUCAGUUCAGAGCAGGAAUAUUCACGACCUUCCGAACUAG
Molecule: messenger RNA, 1413 nt
Organism: Dovyalis caffra
Lineage: Eukaryota; Viridiplantae; Streptophyta; Magnoliopsida; Malpighiales; Salicaceae
Source: the annotation of a GenBank genome assembly